UUUUGUUAUCACAAUGUUAAACGUUGCCUUCUCUCUCUGGACUAGUUACACAGGUGUGUGAAAGAAGCUGCGCUGAUAUUUUGUUCAUCAUUUUAUUCGAUGAUGCAGAUUUGGCAAUACUAUACGAACUGACAAGCAGUGCAGCUGUUAGCUUUGUAUCAAAGCGCAUUACAGUGAGGCCUAUAACAAACGCUUUACACUUAUUUGGAAUAUACCGGUAGGCCUACAAGAAUUAAAAUGCAACUACUUCUGACUUAAUCUAUUGCUAGUUUUCCGAUCAGACCGGUCACAUUUAAACAUGGCUUUGAUGAGUAUGAAUAACACAUCCUCAAUCAUGAACGUCACCACGAUGGAACCGGCUACUCCUAGCCCAUCUCUGUACCACUACAAUGCCCGCAUCGGGUUGGCCUGUGUAUGGAUCUUAGCCGCUGUCCUUGGACUCGUUGGGAACAGCCUUGUGAUCUGGUCGGUCGUCCUGUCCAAGAAACUCCGCACGGUGACCAACGCCUUCGUGAUCAACCUCAGCCUGGCUGAUUUCUGGACGAGUCUGUCUUACCCGUGGCAGGCCGUCGCCAUACUGAGCCACGGGUCCUGGCCGUUAGCUACAGAGAUCCCAUGCUACAUUGCCGUUGUGCAGUUAUACACUGGUCUUGGCGCAAGCCUUUAUUCAUUGGCGGCGAUAGCCUUCAAUCGCUUCAUGCUGGUCACCAAGAAACCUGCAACAUACAGUCGUUGGUACUCUCCGGGAAAAGUCUCCGCCAUGAUCGCUGCGACUUGGGUCAUCCCGUCGAUCGUGUUGUUCGUGCCGCCAUUCCUUGACAUUGGUAACUUAGGUUACGAUCAUGAGAGCAACACGUGUACAGAUAUAGAUGAUCAUCCCCGCGGCCCAGAGUACAACCUUGUUCAGUGUCUUGGUCUGUUCCCGGUCCCCAUGCUCAUCAUCAUCAGUUCCUACACGGCACUCUACAUCCAUCUCAAACGUCACUUCAGGAAGCAGAAGAGGAGACGCACUCAGCACGAUAGCCCAGCCCCGCAUGACAAGGCAGUAGGGAUGUCAACCGUCAGUUUGACCGUAUCGACCAAAUCCUCAGGGAUGUCCACCGACGAUGUAGCCAAAAGCCAACGGAGAGCAAUCAGCCGUCAGCAACUUGCUAUCACCAAGAAUCUCUUCAUGGUAUUCUGCGUCUUCUUCUUGUUGAUUUCUCCUUAUUUCAUCUCUCUGGUAGUACCAAGCAGUCGAACGUUUGCUCUCUACGGACUAACCAUCACUACUCUGAACAGCUGUGUCAACCCCAUCAUCUACACGGUUAACCAUGUUCAUUUCAAGGGAGUCCUUCGGAAGAUCCUCCGUUGUCAAUACUCCCAGAUACCUGAACCAUCCGACUGGCUGAAAUCCGUGUUGUCUAGGAUGAAGUAA
Patiria miniata (bat star) is the source of this 1417-nucleotide messenger RNA. Its product is annotated as melatonin receptor type 1B-A-like. Gene Ontology annotation, biological process: G protein-coupled receptor signaling pathway. Gene Ontology annotation, molecular function: G protein-coupled receptor activity. Bases 299 to 1417 code for a protein of 372 amino acids. Gene Ontology annotation, cellular component: membrane. NCBI's taxonomy places the organism in Eukaryota, Metazoa, Echinodermata, Asteroidea, Valvatida, Asterinidae. The transcript has a single exon. The record is from RefSeq and is a predicted model, not a curated record.